Sesamum indicum (sesame) is the source of this 3350-nucleotide messenger RNA. RefSeq names its product Polynucleotidyl transferase, ribonuclease H fold protein with HRDC domain-containing protein. Gene Ontology annotation, cellular component: nucleolus; nuclear exosome (RNase complex). NCBI's taxonomy places the organism in Eukaryota, Viridiplantae, Streptophyta, Magnoliopsida, Lamiales, Pedaliaceae. Gene Ontology annotation, biological process: nuclear polyadenylation-dependent rRNA catabolic process; nuclear polyadenylation-dependent snoRNA catabolic process; poly(A)-dependent snoRNA 3'-end processing. The record is from RefSeq and is a predicted model, not a curated record. Gene Ontology annotation, molecular function: 3'-5'-RNA exonuclease activity; nucleotide binding; single-stranded RNA binding.
AAUGUGAAUCCAAUGAUUCACUACUGUUUAUGCGCCCAAUUGGAUCUUGACCCGGUUGCAUCCGGGCUUGGUCCACUAUCAAGAUAUGGAUCUUCUCUCUGCAGCAAAACAGCUUCUUCAAUGGCGGUCUCGGAAGGAGCAGCAGCAUUAUCCGCCUGCGGCAAUAAUCAGAUUUGAUUGCUUGUGAUAUAGCGAUACUUGGGCAAGUUUGAUCGAGUCAACCAGAAUACUGCUAGAGGAAAAAGAUAACUACUAGUUGUGUUGAGAUACUGGUAGUGGUCACACCUUGGGUGCUCCAGCAAUGGCGGUGGACAAGGACAAGCUCAGAGUAGCAGCGUUCACGAUAGCUGCCACCUGUUUCUUAGCGCUUGUAAUCUCCAUUCGCUUCGUCGGGCAAUUCUUGAUGAAGUCAAGAAGGAAGAAGUCGUGUUAUUUGACUACGGAAUCCAAACCCCAGUAUGCGUUCAAGCGGGUCUUGGCAGAUAACUCGUACUCGCAAUUCAAACACCUCAAGCUCCAUGCAGCAGACUCACAGUCCGAUGAGGACUACUCGAAUUUGCAUCCUUACAGGGGAGAGAUUUCCCAGUUAAUUAAGAAUCCGAAUGUAGCGUUUUUGGAGGUUCUUGAUGGGUGUGAAAAGGGGGUUUUGGAGAUGGGAGAUUCUUAUGUGUGGGUUGAGACUGAGGCGCAGUUAGGUGAGCUUGUGGAGGUGUUGAGUAAUGAGAAGGUUUUUGCAGUGGAUACGGAGCAGCAUAGCUUUAGAUCCUUCUUGGGUUUCACGGCUCUCAUUCAGAUAUCCACUAUAAGGGAGGACUAUCUGGUUGACACAAUUAUCCUGCAUGAUGUCAUGGGGCUUCUUAGGCCAGUGUUUGCUGAUCCUGGAAUAUGCAAGGUGUUUCAUGGUGCUGAUAAUGAUGUUCUCUGGCUGCAAAGAGAUUUCCACAUCUAUGUUGUCAAUUUAUUUGACACAGCAAAGGCAUGUGAUAUUUUAUCAAAGCCACAGAGAUCAUUGGCAUAUUUACUUGAAACAUACUGCAGCGUAGCCACAAAUAAACUGUUACAGAGAGAAGACUGGAGACAACGUCCAUUGCCAGAGGAAAUGAUACAAUAUGCUCGGACGGAUGCACAUUAUUUGUUGUAUAUUGCAUACUGUCUCUGUUUGGAGCUCAAGGAGAGAAAUGAAAAUUCGUCUCCUGGUGACAAAUUCCAUUUUCUUCUCGAGGCCAGUCGACGUUCCAAUGCAACUUGCUUGCAGCUUUUUGCAAAAGAUAUUGAAGCUUGUCAAGGAGAAUUAGCUGCGUCAUCAAUAGUUUCUCGGUGCUUGAAUGAUCAAGGAAAUAUCUCAUCCAGUCUUUGUGAUGAUAAGUUUCAGGAACUUGUUCGGCGACUUUGCUUAUGGAGGGAUAUAAUGGCUCGUCUCCAUGAUGAGAGUCUGAGAUUUGUUUUAUCAGAGAAUGCUAUCAUUGCACUCGCAGCUCAAAUUCCGACAGAUGAAACAGAUAUUUGCAGCACUAUAUCGGAAGCUGAUCGAGAUGUUGAAUCUGUGGCUCUUGUUCCUCUCCAAUCUCCAUCUUCUGUAGUUUGUUGUCAUUUGGAGGACCUUCUUUGCCUGCUUCAAGAAAACACAGCUAAUCUAGAUAAUAUAUUUCAUCGUUUCAUCCAGCAGCACCUAGGUCCAGCUGGUAGUUGUCCUCUUUCUGCAUAUAAUUAUGCUUUACUGUCCAAAACUAGCCUGGGAGUAACAUAUAAAUCCACCUCCAACCGUAAUGGGUUUAGGGCUUCAAAACAGAUUGCAAAGAAGGCUUCCCGAGAGCUGUUUGUUCAAAAAUUUUCAUGCAAAGCACCAGUUUAUCACAACUGCAAGAUCUACGCAAAUGAUGGCCGAUUAUUAUGUUACUGUGAUCGCAGAAAGCUUGAAUGGUAUCUUAGUCGGGAUCUGGCGAAACUUGUAGAACAAGAUCCUCCUUCCAUCAUGCUUCUCUUUGAACCCAAAGGGCGUCCAGAAGAUGAAGAUAAUGACUUUUACAUUCAGAGUAAGAAAAAUAUAUGUGUUGGUUGUGGUGAAGGAAACCAUUACUUAAGAUACAGAAUUAUACCCUCAUGCUACAGGAUACAUUUUCCUGAGCACCUGAAAAGUCACCGUUCCCAUGAUAUUGUCCUCCUUUGUGUGGAUUGUCAUGAAAUUGCUCAUGCUGCUGCUGAAAAGUACAAAAAACAAGUAGCUGCUGAGUUUGGAAUACCACUAUUUAUUCGUAAAGUAGUUGACUUUGAUAACACACAGCAUGUACCUUCAUCUAUGCCUAUUGUGACGUCUGAGGAGAUAGGUGUGUCUCCUUUACAGUUGCGUACUGCUGCUAUGGCUCUGCUACGCCAUGGACCAGAAAUGCCAUCCCAGCGUCGUCAAGAAUUGAUGCAGAUUGUCAUGACGUACUACGGAGGGAGAGAAAUAUCGGAGGAAGAUCUUGAAAGAGCUUUGAUAGUUGGAAUGACUCCUCAUGAGAAAAGAAAAUUUGAGAAAAAAAGAGGUUUUGCAUUUAAACAUCUGACAGGAGGUAUUAAUCUGAAUGAUGGGAAAGAAAAUAAUAUUGGCAGCAAAGGAACUCCCUCUCUUCAAACUGCGUUGAAAGGUGGAAGUAUGGACGCCAAUAUGACACUGAUGAAUCGGGAACAAGAUGUUGAUACUUUGAUGAUAGAGGACAGAGGAGGAAGCACUCAACCUUCAUCUUUGAAUGAUGGUGGCAAUAUUGUUGAAUCUACUAUCGAUACUGAUGAUGUGAUGUCUGACUUAAAGAUAGUUGAAGAUGACCAUAUUUCUGGGAAUGGAAUUUUAUCGAAUGAGACAACUUGUUCCAUGCAUGUCGGAGAUGUUCCACUGAAGCAUGAAUCAAAAUUAUCGUUAUUAGGACAUGGACCGCAUGGGAAACAGGUAGUCGCACAUCUGCUAAAGGAGUACGGGGAAGAUGGGAUUCGUGAAUUCUGUCAGCGAUGGAGACAAGUUUUUGUUGAAGCUCUUCAUCCUCGUUUCUUGCCUGCUGGCUGGGAUGUCAUGCACAGGAUUUGAUGUUGGACACUUUUUUGCCAGUGGUAAAAGAGAUUUCGGAGAAUACAGCGUCUACAAUCCCACCAAGAAAGCUUCCGGGGUUGCUGCUGCAGGAUAGAAGCAGAAUAUCGUUGAUUUCAGUCGUAUAUCUUCAUGUUUUUUACUUGUGUGUUUUCUUUUUCUUCUCUCACAUGUUUCUACUCUCCAUGUUUUCUGUUCCAUGGUAGACUGUGUUAUUUAUUAUCAAUUUUCUUUAAAAAAAUAUUUAUUUGUUACUUUUCAACGAGCGUAAUUCUUGAGUCAAGGCCAA